AUGUUCCGACGCACCUUCUCCCGUAUUACUCGCAUGGACUCCACAAUGCCCUAUGGGGCCUACGUCAGACCGCUCCUGGAGUACGCCAACCAAGUUGUCUACUCAGGACGCACCAAAGACGUCGCCCUCAUUGAGCGUGUUCAGCGAACCGCUACGACAAUGGUUGCCAGGCUCAAAUCCGUGGACUACGAAACGUGUCUCGCCAUGCUUGAUCUCUUUCCCCUGGAGUACCGUCGCCCCCGAGGUGAUCGAAUUCUUACUCAUGCCCUGUUUGAACAAAGCUUGGCAAACAGGCUUUUUACCGUUGACCCAGCAAACACAAGCUCAGAGCACACACAUUCAUUAAAGAAUUUUUUUCUCAUUUCAGAAUGUUUGAGAAUCCUCAGCAGUGAGGGUCAUUUGUACAUUUUACGGACCUUCGACAUUCUGUUCAGUGUUUUACAUGAGUGGACCGGGGCUCCUACAGACCUGAAGGAAGAAGCCUGGGAACUCGUGUUAAAAGGCUGUGAAGUUUGUGUCCACCAGCUGUCUUCGUUACUGGAAUCUGAAGAUUCGGGUACUUUGACUUAUGAUCGGGUCAAACUGGCUGCGAAUCGAAAUGCUUUGCGGAUGCAUGUGUAUCUGCUUUGUCAGUAUGUGGACAUGUUUGAGAACGACCUGAACCAACAGACCAAAUCCACGACGGCUACCAAGAUCGGCACCAAGAAAACUCGAUGUGGUGGCGCUGGACGUGGGCGUCGUCAUUCACCCACACGUCCAGGUCCAGGCGACAGUGAACUCUCCAUGGACUGGAAUAUUCAGUGUGAGAAGGCCGUGACCAUUCUGGAUCAGCUUUGUCGUCUUCAACUGAACAAACUGUGGGAUCCACCAGUGGCGGAAGAAGACUUCAUCAACCUACCAGCAAACUGUUGCUACAAGCUGCUUGAAAACCGAUCAGUGGCGAGCAGCGCCAGUGUGCGCACUGCAAUGACCAGUCUACUUGCCAGUCUGGUGCGACGGUAUGGCCAUUCGAUUGCGUGCUCUGUGAAAUUGACCCAAUUGCUGCAGUGCCAUCCUCAUAUGGUCAAUUGUCUCCUUUCUUUCGUUCGUUCAUUCAUGGAGGAAGAGAAUUUAGGUGGUGUCGUUCGUGAACUUCUCAAGGAAAUCUGCAGUUAUAGCGGCGCAGAUCUGGAACGUGAUGCUCAGACCACUCAGAACUUCUCUGCUUUUCUGCUGGAAGUGGCUAGUGCGUAUCCGAAUCUCGGACAAUCAAUGUUACCUCUUCUACGAUCCCACUUAGACGAAGAUCCCUAUCAAAUGCGCAACUGUGUUCUUGGAGUUAUAGGUGAGGUAUUACCCUCUUUUGCUCGCCGCGAAAAUUUGGAUCCGAAAGAGUCGGUACAGCGGGACCGACUAAUGGACCUGUUGCAAGAGCACAUCCAUGACGUCAAUGGGUAUGUCCGUGCCAAGGCGCUGCAAAUUUGGCAUGCGAUUGUAUCUACUCGAGGAUUGCCAGUUCGUCGUCAAUCUCAGCUGGCUGCUCUGCUCGUUGGUCCCUCGGGUGCGAUGCGGGAUGUGUCCAGUCUGGCACGGCGCUACGCUUGCAAAACGCUAACAGCCAUGGUGUUACAGUGUCCUGCCAUGAAGCUAACUCCAGCUGAGCUUCAGCAAGUUCUCCUCAAGGAAACAAAGCGCCUUGAAGGUCUGGAGGAACUUCUCUGUAAAGUUUGCCCGUACGAAGAGACAGAAGAACCUGAGGGACCUGCCCCAAGUAAUGGAAAUGAACCAGUCUCCAACUCAAAGCGAAAGAAUGGAAAAAAGCACAAGAAGCAGAUACACCAUACGGAUGGGACGGACGUUAGUCAGGAAGAAAACGAGGGUGGAUUGUCUGACAGUGAAGACGAUGCCUCAGAUGCAGCCAACUCUUCGGCUGAAGAGAACGAUAGCGUUCAAGAAAACUUGGAAUGCCCUUCGCCCGUAGAUGGUGCUGAGUCGGAUGCAGCGGCGGCUUUAGAAGCGGCCAUCCACUCAGCUGCAGCCAUAGCAUCCCAUACUCCUCAGGACGGGCGUAGUCCAUUGAGAUCAACAACCGUUGCUCACAGUGAACUCUCAGCUGAAGUUAUGCGACAACGGGCUUGUGUUGCCUAUCUUCGAGAGACUUCGGCGUUCUCCUCACUCAUUCAGUUGGCGAUUCAGGACUUUCAGUUGAUGCUGGCUUCAAAAACUCUAACUGAUGUGACCGAAGCUAUUGAGUUUUUUGUGACCGCCAAACACGCAGGCGUUCGUGGCUUGGAGGCUGGCAUUCAACAAAUUUUCAUUCAGAUUUGGUCACAGGAUGAACCCAUUAGAAAAGCUGUUGUUGAAGCGUUCCAGUAUGUCAUUAAUCUCAUGAAGCUUUAUCUCCAGGUGGAUCCUGAUGAGCCUUUGGGUCCAAAAGCCGAACUAACGACCGGGACAGCUGACAUCAUCGUGACCAACCUGAGUCAAUUCCUGCAUACGGCAGAUAUGGGAAGUAUGGUGAGUAUGGAGCGUAUCAUUCAGGAACUGAUACAUUCCGAACUAUUCAAUCCCAGAAUGAGCUCACAUUUCUGGCGCCGUUUCAUAUCCUCUGCCAAAGAAGACACGCCAUCGGGUCGGGAGGAUGCCAAAUCCAUGCUUCUCAUCUUGAAAAUGAUCGUCAAAGAUCCUUUGCAAACAAACCAUUUUUGUCAUUUUCUCUCUCACAGGAAGCUUUAUCUCCAGGUGGAUCCUGAUGAGCCUUUGGGUCCAAAAGCCGAACUAACGACCGGGACAGCUGACAUCAUCGUGACCAACCUGAGUCAAUUCCUGCAUACGGCAGAUAUGGGAAGUAUGGUGAGUAUGGAGCGUAUCAUUCAGGAACUGAUACAUUCCGAACUAUUCAAUCCCAGAAUGAGCUCACAUUUCUGGCGCCGUUUCAUAUCCUCUGCCAAAGAAGACACGCCAUCGGGUCGGGAGGAUGCCAAAUCCAUGCUUCUCAUCUUGAAAAUGAUCGUCAAAUCGGGGCCCAAAAGUUUUGACAGCCACCUAGACACACUCAUUCAAUACGGUUUGGACCUUGCAAAAGAGCCUCAUAAAGUGGAUCUAGAACGUGUGAAAUUCACUUGUGAUGUGUUGCAACGAAUGGUCCCUAAACCCAAAGCCGACAAGUCAGGCAAUCGAAGUAAAACAACCAGCGAGCCAUUCCGUCUUCCCACGAAUCAUCUUCUGUUCUCACGACUUCGAUCCAUCCUGGUGUCUACUUUGACACAAGCACAGCAGAGCAUGUGGAUUCCAAUGAUGGAACAGGCCAUUGGUGCUAUCUACGACCUCGCAGAAUCCCCCGACACACUGACCCUGAAUCUUAUCAGCUCGGCUGCGGAGAAAUUGCUGCGUCAGACGACGGAGAAAGCUGCUCAGGUGACGCACUCCUCGGAAGAGGGUAGUGCGCCCAUAUCAACCGACGUGGCAAAAGUAGGGGAUGAAGAAAUUCCUAAUCUGCUGCAACAGAUUAAAGAAGAUCCAGAGAAAUUCACUCAACCAGUUGCACUAGCGUGCCCGUCGUUCUGUUUAUCCCGGUUUAUGGCUCUUGCUGGGCAUGCUUGUCUAAAGCAACUUGUGCACCUGGAAUUCGCUGUACUCAAUGAAUUGAAACGUCGUGCUGCACUCAAGGAGGAUGCUGAUGCCAAGUCUAAGCGAAAGUCACGUAAAAAUGCCCGUCAGUCGCGGCUAUCUACUGCCUCAUUCAUGCACGCAUCUACCGUGAGUGGCCCGAACGGAACGAGCCGAAAUGCGGUACCGGAUGAUCCUUGUGGUUUGGUAGGAGUGGCGGCCGAUGACGCCGAAGCUGACUACAUUCGCCACAUCUGUGACAACGAACUGCUGACGGCACCAAAUCACUUCUUUUACCCACUUCUCAAUCUGGUCACCCACGUCUGUUCCAGUCCAGUCCGUUAUGCAAACGAGAAUGUUCAGGCAUCAGCUAGUUUGGCUCUGGCCAAAAUGAUGCUCGUUAAUUCGGAAGUGUGUGAACCUCGUCUUCAGCUUCUUUUCACCAUGGCUGAGAAAAGCCAGUCAGAAGUGGUGCGUGCAAAUCUCAUCGUAGCUUUAGGAGAUUUGUGUCGGCGUUUUCCUAAUCUACUUGAACCGUGGACGCCAAAUAUGUAUGCCCGCCUCCGAGAUAGCUCAGCCAAAGUGCGAACGAAUGCGUUGAACACUCUCAGCCAUUUGAUCCUCAAUGAUAUGGUCAAGGUUAAGGGACAGAUCAGUGAAAUGACAGUUUGUCUAGUCGAUGAGAUUGAUCGGCUCAACGUACUUGCCCGACAAUUUUUCACGGAGCUGGCUCAAAAGGGGACGGCGCUCUACAAUGUUGUGCCCGACAUUAUCAGUCGUCUAAGCGAUCCGGACGUUGGUGUUAGUGAGGACCACUUUCACUCCAUCGUCGAAUUUCUUCUGCCGCUUAUUGGAAGAGAACGCUUAUGUGAAACUCUCGUGGAGAAGAUAUGUGCUCGCUUCCGUUCGACCAGGACUCAACGCCAGUGGCGUGACUUGGCCUAUUGUCUAACCGUUAUUUCCUUCAAUGAGCGCACAAUGCGAGUUCUGUACGAAAAUAUUAUAGCCUUUGCGGAUAAGCUUUGCGUUCCUGAAGUGUAUUCUGCUUUUGACCUGCUCAUUACCAAUGCCAAGAAGUUCACCAAACCGGAUGGUCUGGCCAGACUGGAAGAAUUCGAGUCCAAAGUUAAGGAGUUUCAUGAAAAAGGUGUAUCUGAUGAAGCCGCGGUUCAUCGAGCAGAAAUGGCUGCAAAGACGGCGAGACGUAAAGGCCGAUUUUCCAGCCCUACUGGUGAAUCAAUUCGUCGUAAUUUGCGUCGGGCCACUCGCACCACUGCCCCGGUAAUUCGAAGCGAUGCAGAGGAGGAGGAGACCGAUAAAGACUCGCAAGCACAACAGCCACCUCAAACCGAAGGUACCUCUAGUAGAUCAACGCGUUCCCGUGCCGCUUCUAAGAGACAAAAGAAACGUCGCGCAGCACGUGCUGCGUUCAGCUCAGAUGAGGAGGACGAUGACCCGGACCGCUCUGAUGUAGAGGAAGAUUGAACACUUAUUCAAAAGUUUUAUCACCCUGUCUCUUUGUGUAUUUUUUUAGUUUAUCUCCAGAUUGAUGUUCAGUUUUUCUGUCUCUACGUAAAAUCAAAUGUUAAUAUCCCACUCUGUACGUUCUUCUCCAGAAAAACAUAUUGUG
Opisthorchis viverrini is the source of this 5218-nucleotide messenger RNA. RefSeq lists its product as hypothetical. Lineage: Eukaryota; Metazoa; Platyhelminthes; Trematoda; Opisthorchiida; Opisthorchiidae. Gene Ontology annotation, biological process: meiotic chromosome condensation; mitotic chromosome condensation. Bases 1 to 5073 code for a protein of 1690 amino acids. The record is from RefSeq and is a predicted model, not a curated record. The transcript is spliced from 21 exons. Gene Ontology annotation, molecular function: histone binding. Gene Ontology annotation, cellular component: condensed chromosome, centromeric region.